CGUCUCCCGGGUCGCACCUCCCCCCGCCCACACCCGAUCGGAUCAAGAACGAGCCCCUCCUCCCCCCAUCUGAUCCUGGGACUGGGCGGUGGGGGCGCGCCGGGGAGUUUCUCCUGGUUCUUGAUUCGGUGGUGCUUCCCGAUUGUUACUGUAUCAUUUUUCCCCUCUCUUUGUUUUUUCAGGGUUUAUUUUUUUUUCUAUCUCUCUCUCUUCCCUGAUUCGGUGCACGCACGCGCAGGAAGGAACCAGAGCAGCUAUCUAUCGUGAUGUCCACUCUCGCGGCGCAUCCACCGUUGGGGCCAGCGGCGGCGGCGCAGGAGAAGGCGGCGAGCCGGAACAAGCGCAAGUACCGCGCCGAGCCGCCGUCCGCCGAGCUGGGGUCAUUCGGGCUGGAGUACCCACUGACGGCCGACUGCGUGGGCUUCGAGUUCAUGUCGCCGGAGAAGGCAGCCAUCGCGGCGGCGGCGGCCGCCGCCGCGGUGGCCGCCGAGGGCGUCAACCUGGACCUCAUCCCGGGCUCGUGCGAUUGCAAGGAUAUUCACCCCACGGCGGAGGAGCUACUGGAGUGCCAGAGAUAUGUGAAUUGGAAUGACCCCAACGAGGCGCUGCUCGAGGAGAUCCUUCUCAAGGGCCUGGACGCGACGUUCGACAAUGCCGUAGGUGUGAUCAUCGCGAUGGGUUACUCCGAGCCCACCGCGCGUGCCGCCGUCCUGCGGGCUGCCACGCAGUACAAUUGGAGGGAGAGCCUUGCUGGGUUCGGCGAGGCGGCGGUCGAGGUGCUCAAGACCGAGGGGGACAUGUUGAGUGAGGGCGCCUCCGAGGAAGACAUGAGGAAGAUUGAGCAGGCAGUGCUCGGUGGCAUGAUUGCGUUGGUCAAUCAGGCUCAGCCGUUCUACACUACAGGUGAUGUGAUGUUCUGCUUGCUUAUGUCGGAUAUGAAUGUGGCCAAUGCCUGUGCCAUGGACUACAAUCCGGCUUCCCUCCCAGCAGUGGAUACGCAAGUGAUUGCCCAGCCAGUUGUUGGAAACUAUGAACCUAAUAAUCCAAGUUCGGAUUUAUCAGUAUCUAUUACCAACCCACAGACUGGCGUCACUUUUCGUGGAAAACUUACCCCAGUGCCACCCAAUUCUUACAAUACUGCCAAGGCUGAUUCAUCCGCAACACCAGCAAACCUGAAUGUACCGAGCAGUAAACCCUCUGUCUCAGGUAAGGCGCAGAGUGAAAUCCCGAAUCUUAAGCCAAAAGAAAACUCAAAUCCUGUGCCUGAUCAUUCAGAGGAGCAACCAUUCGUUGCUGCUGCGACACAACCUGUGAAAGAUGAUAAGCCAAUCCCUAGUAAGAGGGGGAGUUCUAAGCGGGAUUCCUUGCAUCGGCAGAAGUUGAUGAGUUUUGAUAAGAGUUCCCGAGCACUGGGUUCUAAAGGAUCUCUUAGGUCAAGCAAGCAUAGCUCUUUGGGUAGCGCAGUGCUGGACAGGAAGUGCAGGUCGUUUUCAGAUUCUACUACUAGCAGUUUGAAGGCCUCAUCCAAAGUAGGCAAAGGGUUUUCUGCAAGCAUGAAGGGACCGGAAGUACCACCUGACCUUUCUUUUACUGGUGCUGCCCUUCCCUCCAAUCCAUCAUUUGAUGCCAAGCUGAGUAGUAACUUGAACCCAUUACCAGCUGCUAGCACAGAUCUCUCAUUGUCGUUGCCAUUGCCGUCCUCAAAUGACAGUCCUGCUCCAUCUUCGAAUCAUGAUGCCAAUACAGAGGGUAUGGACUCUAGCAGCAAAAUCAAUUUAUCAUAUGAUGAGGAUCAGAAGGUUUGGAUCCCACAAGAUAAGAAGGAUGAAAUGGUCUUGAUUCUUGUCCAGCGGCAGAAAGAGUUGCAAGCACAUAUGAGGGAUUGGACAGACUGGGCUCAGCAGAAGGUGAUGCAAGUCACUCGUCGACUUGCCAAGGAGAAGGAAGAGCUUCAUUCACUUAGGAAAGAGAAGGAAGAAGCGGACCGCCUCCAAGAAGAGAGGCACAAUCUGGAAGAGAGCACUCGGAAGAAGCUUUUAGAGAUGGAAUCUGCGAUUUCUAGGGCGAACACCCAGCUGGAAAAGGCAGAAUCUUCUGCUCGUAGACGUGAAGCCGAGAAUGAACAGCUCAGGAUACAGAUGGAAGCUGCAAAGCGGCAUGCACUAGUGUCUGCAACAAAUAUUUUGGAGCUUUCAAAGAAGGAUGAGAACAGUCAUAAAAGGUCUCAGCAUUGGGAAUCUGAAAGAGCCCUGUUGCAAGAGGAUCUUGCUGCUCAAAGGAACAAGCUAUCUCAGGUCCACCAGCAACUUCAUCAUGCUAAAGAGCAGAAGGAUCAAAUCCAGGCAAGGUGGAGGCAAGAAGAGGCUGGAAAGAUUGAGGCAAUUGCCCGUGUAAGCUUAGAGAAGAAAGAGAGGGAUCAGAUUGAGACAUCACUGAGGUCGGAAGAGAACUUCCUGCAUCUCAAAGCGGAGAACGAUACGCAAAGAUACAAGAGCCAGAUACGUGCUCUCGAGCAGCAGAUUUCGCAGCUGAAGGUAUCCUUGGACUCGUUGAGGGUUGGUGCCCCUCCCAAGUGGGGAGCAGACAACAGAACCAACGCGUUGCGCCUUUCUGAAGGGAGAAAGAAUGGCAGCGCUCAAAUUUUGGCCAAUAUAGCAGCGGUACCCCAGGAUUUCGAUUUUGACGACAUACAGCGUGACCGGGAGUGCGUCAUGUGCCUGAGCGAGGAGAUGUCGGUCGUCUUCCUCCCUUGCGCGCACCAGGUGGUCUGCGCGAAAUGCAAUGACCUCCAUGACAAGCAAGGGAUGAAGGAGUGCCCAUCGUGCCGGACCCCCAUCCAGCGCAGGGUGUGCGCCCGCCUCGCCGGUUGCUAGACUUCUUCAUAUACACCAUUUUGUUUUCUCUUUUUAUUUGUUUUUUUUGAUUGAUUUGCUGAGCUUGCCUUGGAUGGAUGGAUGGAAGAUUGGAUGGAAUAAUGAGUGGUGGUGAGAGUGGUUAAACUUUGAGAAUAAUAUACAUGGUUGGUCGCACAUCAAUCAAAACCCCGCAGAGAUAAUGGAUAAUGGGAUGGGUGUUGGUUAUACAUGAUGUACAGAGCGUUGUCUUCUGAAUGCUUUUCCUUUUGGUUUAUCUUUUUUUCGCUGAGCAUUGCAGGCAAUCAGAACUAGUUCUUGUCAGGUAAGAGUAUCAAAAUGUGUUUGAAUUUUGAUGCUUCUGA
Molecule: messenger RNA, 3217 nt
Organism: Oryza sativa Japonica Group (Japanese rice)
Lineage: Eukaryota; Viridiplantae; Streptophyta; Magnoliopsida; Poales; Poaceae
Source: RefSeq, a predicted model, not a curated record